Molecule: messenger RNA, 2030 nt
Organism: Cuscuta europaea
Lineage: Eukaryota; Viridiplantae; Streptophyta; Magnoliopsida; Solanales; Convolvulaceae
Source: the annotation of a GenBank genome assembly
UGUAUUGUGCCCUUAGGCUAGGAGAUAGAAUAUUUAGAAAACACUAGCGUCUACGAGCCUUCGAACUAGAGUCAGAAUGUCGUCCCAGAGUGAUUCUCAAGAUAUCUCGGGGGCGCCCUCGAUGGAGGAUGAAGUCCUCUCGGACGUGGAGUCCUCAAGUGCACAGUCUUCGGUGGGACAGGAUGUCGUCGUUGCCCUGGAGUUGCAGAAAGCCCUCGUAGCUGAGGCGGAAGCCGAGGGCUUCGAGCAAGAAUGUGAGGACGAAGAGUUGGCCCUAGCCUGGCAAGCAGCUGAAGAGGAGGCACAAAGAGAAAGCGUGAGGGUCACCGUUGCUGUGCUCCCCCCUCGGGGUGCUGGUGAGGCCAGCACCUCUCGGCCGCUGAAUGCGGUCCCCAUCCGGGUGGCCCCCGGAAAGAAGAAGGCCAAGGCCGCUGCUCCCAAGAAGAAGGGCAGCGUAGCAGACCAAGGGAAGCCCCUCGAUAUGCCCGAGGGGUAUUCAUAUUUGAACACCGUCGCCUUGGAGAUAAGGUCGAAGGCUGAUGCGGCGGACAUCUACGUCACUCAACUACACGUGGGCCCCUCGGCCAUCGUGGUGACACCGGGUCCAGAUGACGUCCUCUCCCGGGCUCCCGAGGGCUGUAUAGCGAUGCAUGUUCUCUCGGUGUCCAUGGGGCUCCGCUUCCCCCUGCACCCUUUCCUCCGGGAGUACCUUCGGUUCGUGGGUCUGGUCCCCUGCCAGCUGACCCCGAAUAGCCAUUCCUAUAUCACUGGCUUCCUCCAGCUCUGCAAGUCCCGGGGGGUGACGCCUAGCCUGGACCUCUUCUUCCAGAGCUUUAAUUUGUGCCGGGGGGGGCAUGCGAAUGCCGAGGGCUUCGCCAACUUACAGCAGGUCGCCCUCUUCAAGCUCUUUACCGAGGCGCCCUCCUCUAACAAAGGGUGGAAAGACCGGUGGUGCUACGUGAGGCUGACCGAGAGCCCCUUCCCGAGGGAAUUGCGUGACCGGUUUAGGAGGCAUGAGAAGAGGAGGAGCGCCGCCCUCGAGAAAGACGGCAGGAUCCUGGCCAAGAUCCCGGAGGACCGGGACAAAAACAUCACCAUUAAGGAGUGCACCAAGGAGGAGGAUCUCUACACCCUCGGGUUCAGGCGGUAUCGCUUUCUGGGGGAGACAGAUGAGAAGUUCCCGGCAUUCGAGGGAGCCUCCGGAGGUGUCAAGAUGGAUCUCAACGCCUUCGCCAACCUCAAAAAACAGAAGGCGAAGGUGUCGGGCCAGAAGGAGCCCGCAAAGCAGAAGCCCCUCGGGGAGACGAAGAAAGGCGGUGAGCCCUCGGGGGAGGCCGCAAAACGAAAGGCCGCCGGCAAGGCCCCAGUCCCCGAGGGGAAGAAACAAAAGAAGGGGGCGCCGGGAAGAAGGCUCCCUUGGUGUUGGUGGUGGACGAGCAUUCUGCCUCGGAACCCAGUGCUCCGACUGCUCCUUGCCCGCCCUCGGGCAAAGGUGGCGAGGUAAGCUUGCCUCGGGAGGACAUACAGUUCUCCCUGCCGAAGGGGUCUGCCAUCACGCAUGGCACAGUGGACCCCCGGGAAUUUCUUGGCGGGGCUACACCCGCUCUAGACAGGCGGGCCCUCGGGAAGCUGGAUGACGAAGCCCUCGAGUCCAAAAUCCUCCGGUCCUUUCUUACCGUAAGUUCUCCUCCUUCCUCUCUUCUUCUUUCUUUUUCAUUAGCCUCGUGGCCCAUGACUUUAUCUGUUUGUGUGAUCAUAACUUUGUUGUUUGUCUAAACAGGCUUGCAUAGCCCUCGGCGAACACGCCAGGAGAUUCGACGAAUGGCGCCUCCAGAGGGCGCAACAGGAAGAGUCCCUCAAGAAGCUCAUCCACGAUAACGCUGAGGCCAUGAGGCAGAUGGCUCAACUGGAGAGGGACCUCCAGCAGGCGAGGGCGGAAGCAAAGAGAGCCUCCCGGGAGAGGGUGGAGAUGGAGAAGGCGGCUGCCGAGGCUGCGAAGAAGGCCCUUGAAGAUGCCGAGGCCGCCAAAG